This is a messenger RNA of Podospora anserina S mat+, 2346 nucleotides long. RefSeq lists its product as uncharacterized. Gene Ontology annotation, molecular function: 4 iron, 4 sulfur cluster binding; homoaconitate hydratase activity. The transcript is spliced from 2 exons. The coding region runs from base 1 to 2346 and encodes 781 amino acids. Lineage: Eukaryota; Fungi; Ascomycota; Sordariomycetes; Sordariales; Podosporaceae. Gene Ontology annotation, biological process: L-lysine biosynthetic process. The record is from RefSeq and is a predicted model, not a curated record.
AUGUUUGCGCCUGUGAGAAGAAGUCUAGCUCUGGCCGCAAGCCGGGGUGGCCGCCAGGUCCUCCUGUCAGCGAGGAGUCAGCGACCAUUGUCGAUUCCUCGAGUGCGCACCGCCGCCUAUUCCACAACACCACGCCUUCGUCAAGAAGCCUUCCACUCCCAGCUCGAGAACGCUGCCCCUCUUCCCUCCGCCAAGUCUGCCACCCAAACACCACAAACAUUGACCGAAAAGAUCGUCCAGAGAUACUCGGUGGGCCUUGCGCCAGGCAAGACGGUCAAGUCUGGCGACUAUGUGACCCUCGCACCACACCACUGCAUGACGCACGAUAACUCAUGGCCAGUCGCCAUGAAGUUCAUGUCCAUCGGCGCCUCCAAGAUUCAUGACAACAGGCAGGUCGUUAUGACGCUGGAUCACGACGUCCAGAACAAGAGCGAGGCCAACUUGAAAAAGUAUCGUCAGAUCGAGGAGUUUGCUGGCAAGCACGGCGUUGACUUUUAUCCUGCUGGUCGGGGUAUUGGUCACCAGAUCAUGGUGGAGGAGGGCUAUGCGUGGCCAGGAACCGUCACUGUUGCCUCGGACUCCCACAGCAACAUGUAUGGUGGUGUGGGCUGCCUGGGUACACCCAUGGUGCGCACCGAUGCUGCCAGCAUCUGGGCUACAGGGCGAACCUGGUGGCAGAUUCCCCCAAUUGCCAAGGUUACCCUCACUGGCAUUCUCCCACCUGGAGUAACUGGCAAAGAUGUGAUCGUCGCUCUUUGCGGUCUGUUCAACAAUGACGACGUUCUCAACCACGCCAUCGAGUUUACCGGCUCUGAGGAGACCAUGCGUAGCCUUUCCAUCGAUGACCGUCUGGCUAUCGCCAACAUGACCACCGAGUGGGGUGCUCUCAGUGGACUGUUCCCUAUCGACUCUGUCUUGCAGCAAUGGCUCAGAGCCAAGGCGACGACGGCGGCCAUGUUCAACCCCGAGGCCGCCAAGGGCAAGUUCACACACGAGAAGAUUGACGAUUUGAUCAACAACCAGCUCAGAGCCGACCCUGGUGCCACCUAUGCCAAGUCACUCUAUCUCAACCUGUCUACUCUCUCGCCAUUUGUUGCUGGCCCCAACUCCGUCAAGGUUGCUACCCCACUUAAGGACCUCGAGGCCCAGGAUAUCAAGCUGAACAAGGCCUACCUCGUUUCUUGCACCAACUCCCGUGCCUCUGAUAUCGCCGCCGCCGCUAAUGUCUUCAGGGAAGUCGCCAAGGACGGCGUUAUUCCCAAGGUUGCUGAGGGUGUCAAGUUCUACAUUGCUGCUGCUUCUACGCUGGAGCAAGCGGCUGCUGAGGAGGCGGGUGACUGGCAGGUGCUCCUUGCCGCUGGUGCCGAGCCCCUCCCCUCUGGCUGUGGCCCUUGCAUUGGUCUCGGAACUGGUCUGCUCGAGCCCGGUGAGGUCGGUAUCAGCGCCAGCAACCGCAACUUCAAGGGCAGAAUGGGUUCUACCGAUGCCAAGGCCUAUCUUGCCAGCCCCGAAGUCGUUGCUGCCAGCGCCCUCAAGGGCAAGAUUGCUGGUCCAGGCUGGUAUCAGAAGCCAGAGGGUGUCGAGAAGGUCAUCAUUGGCGAGGGUAACGGAGAUGUGGUGCAGGACAAGGCCAUGAGCAUUGAGGAGGCUCUCGACAAGCUGAUCGCUCAGGCCGACAGCAUGAUUGCCAGUGCUGAGAAGGAGUUCUCUGGUGACGAGGCUGCUGCUGCUGAGUCCGCUGCCGAGGCCGAGACCCUCACCGAGAUCCUCCCUGGCUUCCCUGAGAAGAUCGAGGGCGAGAUUGUCUUUUGCGACGCCGACAACAUCAACACUGAUGGUAUCUACCCCGGCAAGUACACCUAUCAAGACAACGUCACCACCGAAAAGAUGGCCGAGGUCUGCAUGGAGAACUACGACAAGGAGUUUGGCCAGGUGGCCAAGGAGGGUGAUAUCCUUGUUUCUGGUUUCAACUUUGGUUGUGGUAGCUCGCGUGAGCAGGCUGCUACUGCUAUCCUGGCCAAGAAGAUUCCGCUUGUGGUCUCAGGCAGCUUUGGUAACAUUUUUAGCAGGAACAGCAUCAACAAUGCGCUGAUGGGCGUUGAGGUACCGAGGCUGGUGCAGAGGUUGAGGGAGACUUUCAAGGCUGAUGGUGAGGGUAACAAGGUGCUUACCCGGAGGACGGGCUGGAAGUUGGUGUGGGAUGUGAGGAGGAGCAAGGUCACUGUCACCGAGGGUGAGGGUGGCCAGCAGUGGAGCCAGAAGGUGGGUGAGCUCCCACCAAAUGUGCAGGAGAUCAUUGCGAGGGGAGGGUUGGAGAAGUGGGUUAAGAGCCAGAUUGAGGCUUGA